CAAUAUUCCAAUGGAAGAAGUUGAGCUGCCACCAGAGCAAUCGCCUCUAUACCAGGAACCGCGUUAUCCGGAUUUUGAAGUUUUCUCGGAAAUAGAAGAAGAAGAAUACGUCAUACCCCCUACGUCACAAAAAGAAACUGUAGAGGUCCACGGUGAGCCUAAGACACCUUCACAAAAUCCUGGGGAUGCUGAUUUCCAUGAGAAUAAACUAGGGGAUCCUCAAAGUAACAGCAAAGAUAUGGAUGAAGAUCAGUAUCCGGAAUACGAAAAUAUGGAAAACAAUUCUUUACCAGCGAUUGCAAUGACUCCACUAAAUUCCACUAAAGACCAUCCACAUGAAUGAUGUAAUUUCUCGUUAACACGUCUCAAGACGAACGUGGAUGGCAUUCAGGUUUAAUGAAACGUUCGUGUUAGAGUGAGCCUUCGUGUAGAAAUCAUGCAGAGUUUAGUUCAGAGUUUAGUUAAAAGUGGUUUAGUGUCGGAUUUUAUUGUUUUAACUAUCUACAACUAACAUUCUACAUACUGAUGCUAGCCAUAUUGAAAACCUCUCUUCAGUGCCAGCUACAACAGUUUUGACAGUCUCAAACAUGCAAGUCCGUUAACGAACUCCCUUCAUGCUUGAGUAUAACUGUUUAGUGUUUGUCUGGGGUUCGUUGUACAUUACACCGUUGCCACUACCUCAGACGUGUUUGAAUCU
Dendronephthya gigantea is the source of this 697-nucleotide messenger RNA. RefSeq lists its product as uncharacterized. Lineage: Eukaryota; Metazoa; Cnidaria; Anthozoa; Malacalcyonacea; Nephtheidae. Bases 11 to 343 code for a protein of 110 amino acids. The transcript has 3 exons. The record is from RefSeq and is a predicted model, not a curated record.